UCUCCCCCACUUCCAUUUCUGUCCCGCACCCGCUCGCCUCGCCGCGUUGGAUCGAAGACUCGACAAGAUGAGCUACUACAACCAGCAGCAGCCUCCCGUCGGAGUUCCACCUCCCCAAGGUUAUCCGCCGGAGGGGUACCCCAAGGACGCCUACCCACCGCCGGGGUAUCCGGCGCAAGGAUACCCACCUGCUGGCUACCCCCAGCAGGGGUAUCCGCCGCCGUACGCUCAGCCGCCACCCCAGAAGCAGAGCAGCGGGCCUUCCUUCAUGGAGGGAUGCUUGGCCGCUCUUUGCUGUUGUUGUCUCUUGGAUGCUUGCUUCUGAGUUCGAGUUGGGAUCGAUCGGGAGUGGCCUCAUGCGUCCUGCUUGAAAGAUUGAGUUUGCCGGAUUCGACUUUAAUCCCCUUCUUUCUGGUUCUUCCUAGUGGUCAGAUCGAUGAAACUGGAAAUGAAUGUGGGGUUUUAGAAUAUUUCUUCUCUUAGUUGAUGUGUUGUUUCUAUCAGUAUAUUGUACAUUGUCGCAAAAAAGGAAAAUAAAGAACAAUCCCAGUGCCGUGAUUUAGAAUUCUAAA
Musa acuminata subsp. malaccensis (wild Malaysian banana) is the source of this 572-nucleotide messenger RNA. Its product is annotated as cysteine-rich and transmembrane domain-containing protein WIH2. Gene Ontology annotation, cellular component: plasma membrane. The record is from RefSeq and is a predicted model, not a curated record. Lineage: Eukaryota; Viridiplantae; Streptophyta; Magnoliopsida; Zingiberales; Musaceae.